This is a messenger RNA of Penicillium argentinense, 3945 nucleotides long. RefSeq lists its product as uncharacterized. The transcript is spliced from 2 exons. The record is from RefSeq and is a predicted model, not a curated record. Lineage: Eukaryota; Fungi; Ascomycota; Eurotiomycetes; Eurotiales; Aspergillaceae. Gene Ontology annotation, biological process: mitotic G2 DNA damage checkpoint signaling; activation of protein kinase activity; mitotic DNA replication checkpoint signaling. Gene Ontology annotation, molecular function: anaphase-promoting complex binding. Bases 1 to 3945 code for a protein of 1314 amino acids.
AUGUCCUCUGCCUCGACGCCGCGCUCGACGCGCUCCGCGUCGCCGACCAGUGAUGCCAAUUCUCCCAACAUGCUCACUCCGGGGCAAAAGAUCAAGGCAAUGAUGGCAGAAUUCGAUAGCGACUCCGACUCCGACUCUCAAUCUCCGAAAAAGAAAUCUACAAUUCCGAAGCUGGACUUCGGAAAGAAGCACAGCUCCAACUCCAAAACGCGUCCACCUCAAUCUACUAGUAAUAACGCCUCUGACAACGACUCCGACGAUGCCGAUGACAUUGUUCGACCCCGAGGCCGUAUGGCUGCUCGAAUGCAAAACGACUCAAAUGACACAAGUCCACAGGAUUCUGCUUUCUCCCGUUUGUCCAAUGCUCUCCGAGCCGAGAGAGAACAGGCACAAAAACCAAGCCAGAAGAGCCCUGCACCUGCAGACGAGUCCAGCGAUGACGAACUCCCUACUGCUGGCCCAAAGCGAAAGAAUAACCUUCAAUCAAAGCGACCUACAACACCUGGUAGCCACCCAGCGGGCUCGCCUGUCGGCUCCCGCGCCGACUCGCCUCUGUUUGUCUCAUCGCCUGAAGCCUCAAGUGCCGAACCCGCAAUUCUUGAAGAAGAGGGACCAGCUCCAGACAAAAAUGCCAAGUUCCUUGCCUUGGUGGCCCAAAAGCGCACGGAGCGUGAAGUGCGCGAGAAAGCCGAGGCGGAAGAAAAGGCCGCCAGACGGGCUAAGAUGGAGCAGUUCAGCUCUGAUAUCCUGUCUGGAGAAGAGAGUGAAGGUGGUGGUCCUGGAUCAGCCCAAAAAUUGUCUCAGAAGGCCCGCCAGCCGCGGAAGGCGAGCAAAAAGGCGUUGGAGGAGAUGAGCAGAGAGACUCAGCGAAUGAGCCGAAACAUGCAGCUUGCGCACCAGGCACAGACCAAAAAGAAGAUCACCAAAGAAAGUCUCUUUGCUCGUUUCAACUUCAUGCAAACAGAUGCCCCUCCAGCUGAACCCGCUGCGGUGAACUCUUCUUCGACAGCUGGUUCGCAAAACUCCUCUGAUGCCGAGGGACAAAAGGCCGAGACUCCCCGCACCUCACCUGUGCUUGGUCCCUCCGAUGCUGAAAAACCCGCCGCUGCUGAAGCAACAGGCCAAGACCAAACCGAAGGAGACAAGCCACAAGAGGAUGUGGAAAUGACUGAUCUCCCCACGCUUGAGGAGGUCAUUGCCGAUACUCAGUUCGAGCCGAAAGAUCUCAAGGGAAGUGCUAAUGCUCCGGUGACUGAUGCCCCGGCAAAAUCACCUUCGGGAAUUGCGAACAUGAACCAGGAGACCCGAAAGGUUACGCCGCCCUCUGUCCGUGUCCUCAUGUCUCGACAAGAGGUUGCGCAGCACCAACAUGAUGGAUCUGACAGUGAUGACCUCGAGGUUAUUACAUCUCCCGCCAAAUGCCGUCGCAUUGCCGCUUUCGAAAACCUACCCGCGAGAAAAGUGCAAGAAACCUCUUCCAUGACGAAGUUUAAAGCUCUGGCCCACCUCACCUCCCCAAACCGCAAGAUGAGCUCGAUGAGCUCUUCCGAGCUUUCUGCGAGUCUCUUGUAUAAGGCUCGGCAGCAGGCUGCCAAAGACCGACGCGAGCGCAUUGAAGAGCUGCGAGCGAAGGGUGUUGUCAUUGAAACUGCCGAGGAGCGAGCUGCCAUGGAGGACAAUGUGGAGGACCUGGUGGAGAAGGCCCGCAAGGAAGCCGAUGAUAUCGCACGAGAGGAGCGUGCCGCUAGGAGGAAGGCCAAGGGUCUUGAUCCUGAUGAUGAGGAAGAUGAUGAUGACUACACCUUCUCAGGAUCUGAAGACGGAUCGGGCGAGGACGAAAAUGAAGAUGAAGAUGACAAUAACAGCACUGCUGGCGAGAAUGGCUACUUUGAGCAAGAGGCAGAUGAGGGGGACGAGUCUUCUGGAGAUGAUUCUGAGGCCGCCGCAUCUGAUGUCGAACUUGAGGCACCUGGGUCACGACGAAAGCGCCGGACUCGCGUUGUCAGCGACGAUGAAGACGACGACGACAACAACAACGAACAGCAGAUCCCCUCUACACCUGUUCGACCCUCAGCCCAGAGCGCCCAAUCCGCCGAAAGACCCAAGUUCCCUGGCAUGGAAACACCGAACAUGUCUUUGGGUCUCACUCAAGCCUUCGCUGGCACUCUUGCUGAUGACGACGAUGCUACUGCCAGUCAACCCGGAUCUGGCACUAUUCCAUUCUCUCUUCCUGAUCCUGGCCAACCUGUCCCUAGACUUCGUGCGGAGGAUUCUGAAAUCCUCGUCAAGGACAGCCAGGAGCAACCAGAGUUCAUGCCAGCGCCCAGCCAAAAUUUCAAUAGCGUGUCUGAAUCUCCCGCGAGCCAUGGUUUCUCCCAGUUUUCACAAAUUCCCGACCCGACUCAGGACGAAGGAUUCGUCUUCUCGCCCUUCGACCCCGCGAAGCGAUUCCGAGAAACGCCACCAGUUUCGACUAUUGACACUGUCAUUGUUGGCCAGAGCCAAUCACCUAUUGCCCAGCGCAAAGCUGGAAAGCUUCGACGUGGACGUGCCAACCUGUCCAUGGUUGAGGAAGAGAAUGAAGACGAGGGCGACUAUGAAGUCAGUGCCAAUGCUUUCAACAUCAUGAAGAAGUCGGCGAAGAAGGCCAAGGCACAUGUUCCUUAUGAUAAGAAGAACAGCAAGGCGAAGGGUGUUGUGGACGAGGCGGCUGAGGAGUCCGAGGAUGAAUAUGCUGGUAUCGGUGGUGCUAGCGAUGACAGCGACGGCGAAGAAGACGUCCGUGACUUGCAGAUGAUCAACGACAACAGUGGCGAAGUCGUUGAUGAGAAAGAACUUGCUGCGCUGAAUGCUUCUCACCAGCGAAACCGAGACGAGAAGGAUGUUGCCAAGCUGCUCAAGGAUAUCACGACUGGAGCUUUGCGUCGUCGCCGCGGCCCGGAUGAUGAUUUCGAUCUCGAUGACUCGGACGACGAGCAACAAGCACGUCGCCGUGAAAAGCAGCGUGAAUUCGCCAAGAUGCGCAGAGCUCUUCUCGCCGAUGACAAAGUGGGCGAGCUUGCCGAGAACCCCAAGAAGGCCGCAUUCUUCAAGGCCAUUGAAGACCGCGACGAGCAGGACGACUUUGAGCUGGACUUCCUGGAGGAGAACGAAGGAGGAUCCCAGAAUGAGUCCUCUCAGGAUAUAGCUGCCGCUCCGCAGACCGAGUCUGCGGAAGACAAGGAUAGUAGGAAGCGCAAGCGACCUCUUGAGCCAUCUGCCGAAGAUGCCACCAACCGACCUCCGCCUCAUCUCCGUCGGACCGCCGCCAGUGCCAUGUCUAAGAAACCUGCUACUCUGGCUGAGAUCCGCGAGACCCUGUCUUUCCUGACCGAGACACCCGAAUACGACUCCUUCCACGAGGACGCAUCCCUGGAUGAAGAUGCAGGUGAAGAUGAUGAAGAUGACGCCAACUCUGGGAAUGAUCAAGCCUACUCCGACGACAACCAAACCCAGUCCAAGGAAUCCUUCGCCAAACCCAGCCACCCGCGCCGCACUCGCGGCACCGUCGUCGAUCGACUUGCCCUGCUGCGCCAGGCAUCUUCCAACUCCGCAACCGCAACGAACUCCACCUCAACAAGCAAUCCCAAGAUGGCAUUCCACAACGGCGGUAGCUCCGAGGGACCUAUCGGCUUCCGUCCGCCCCAGCUCCUGCGCCGUGUUACCUCAGGUUCUUCCUCGAGCAACUCCACCACAUCCAGUAGCUCCAGCAAAAUCCCUAGAGCUGCCGCGUCAGGCUCGAAGAAGGGCGGAGCUGUCAACUCCUACACCGCCGCUCGUGAGCAGGAACGCGAGAGACAAUUGCGUGUUAAGCAGCGGAAUGGUGGUUCUAAUAUCGCCAAGCUGCUGAACAAGCAUGCUAAUAUUAAAUUGGGUGCAUUGGCUGGUAAGGGACAGUGGGAUUGA